UUGUCGAAAAAAAAACACAGACGCACACGCACAAGCAGGAGUACAGGAGACAGUAGAGGUUGCUACGAUGGACGUGGGACGCAUGCAUGCCAGGAGGCUUCUGUCGCACGCCGCGGCGACGCCGGCGGUGGCGGUGGCGUCGCCCGGCCCGUCGGGGCAGACGCCGCCCUCGAGCCCCUUCGGCUCCGUGGACGCGACGGUGAUCUCGAUCCUGUCGCUGCUCCUCUGCGUCCUCGUCGUGGCGCUCGUGGUCCGCGCGUUCGUCCAGUGCGCGUGCCGCGUCACGCGGCGCGUGUGCUACGGCCCGGCGGAGGCCCCCGGCGACGCCGAGGCCGAUGGCCUGGAGAGGGCCGCGCUGCACGCCGGAGCCGGCGCCGGCGGCAAGAAGAAGCGGGCGGGCAAGGGCGCCGCCAUCCGGGCGAUCCCGACGAUGGAGUACUCGGCGGGGAUCGAGCUCGCCGUGUGCUGCUCCACCGAGUGCGCCAUCUGCCUCGCCGACCUGAAGCAGGGCGAGCGCGUACGCGUGCUGCCGCGCUGCCACCACGGCUUCCAUGUCCGGUGCAUUGACCGAUGGCUCUCCGCGCGCCAGACGUGCCCCACCUGCAGGCAAGAGCCGUUCGCGCCGCAGGCCCGACCCGAGGAGCCGGCGGCCGUGCAGGUGCACGUGGACGCUGCACAGCUCGAGACGAUCUAGACAACCUAGCCACAUGUGUGUGAAAAAUCGUUCGAGGAAAUUGUACAGUACUAGUGAAACGGUGGGAAAAAAAUAUAUGAAUAGUGAACAAUUUUGCAGCUCUGUUGUCGUCUUUUUUUAAAAAAAAAAUUGUUGCAGCUCUGUU
Messenger RNA from Triticum urartu, 839 nucleotides. RefSeq names its product RING-H2 finger protein ATL78. The record is from RefSeq and is a predicted model, not a curated record. Gene Ontology annotation, molecular function: transferase activity. Lineage: Eukaryota; Viridiplantae; Streptophyta; Magnoliopsida; Poales; Poaceae. Gene Ontology annotation, biological process: protein ubiquitination.